AUGGGCUGUGGUUUGUCUCGCGAAUCCCGGGCUCCGGCGGCCGAAGACCAUGAGGGCGCUGCUCGUCAUGCGACCCAGGAUCCCUCGUCUACAACUGCUCGUACCGCACCUUCAGGAAACACUCCGACUGAACUACUCGAUCGACCCAACCAGCCCCUGCGCGCUGCACCUACUGUCAAACAUUCGCCUCCCCAACUCGCGCUGAAACCAUGGACGCCAUCAGAACUCGCAAGACAGCGCGAAGCCUUCUUUGAAACCAGAGUCAGCGGACGACCCGAGAUGUGGGCUGCGAUGAAGCAGGUAUCGGAACUUCUUCGAGCUGGCGAUCUGAGCGCGGCGCAAACCAUCCUGGACGCCAGUGGUGCUACCUGCCCGACUGGCAAGUUCUGUGUUGAAAGAAGAAGAGGUGGACAGAAGAAAGGAGGAGUCUAUGACGACAAGGGCCUGCUGUACGAGAUUCCUGGCUGGGUAGUCUCUGACCCCGAAGACCUUGUCGAAGAGCCCGAGAUCGAAGGCAAGGAUAUCAACGAAGAGUCAGAAGACGAGAUUGAUGCGGAGAAGGGUAUGGUGUGUGAGGAGAAGAUCGGAGAGUUGGUGUCAGUCAGAGCACGACUCAGCGAUCGUGGCACCGAUGUGGUCGUUGAGAUGGGCACGAACCAAAAAGUGUCUGUCUUGGUCAAGAAGGUGCAAGAGAAGGCUGGUAUUGAGCAAAAGGUCAAGCUGGCGUACAUGGGCAAGAUUCUCGAGGAGCACAAACCAUUGGGCCAGACGAGCUGGAAAGAGGGACACAUCCUCAAUGCCUUGGUCUUUGGCUGA
Messenger RNA from Aureobasidium melanogenum CBS 110374, 816 nucleotides. RefSeq lists its product as uncharacterized. Gene Ontology annotation, molecular function: protein binding. The transcript is spliced from 2 exons. Lineage: Eukaryota; Fungi; Ascomycota; Dothideomycetes; Dothideales; Saccotheciaceae. Bases 1 to 816 code for a protein of 271 amino acids. The record is from RefSeq and is a predicted model, not a curated record.